CAUCCUCGAUCUCGCAAAACAUCACCCGCCUGCCCGCCUGCCCUUCCCGGCCCCAGCUCCCCUGCCCGCACAGCAGCCUCGACUCCCUUUCCUCUUGUUUAAAUAACCCGCCGCUCCCCUUGCUCCCCAUUGCACGAAGCCAGUUUGAUGGAGAUCUCCCAGUAUGCUUCUUUGCUCAUCUACAGAUUCAACCGGAACACCAUCGAGUUUUUGUUAGUUAACGACUCCUUCUCGAACAAGCGUCACUGGUCGCCGCCACGAGGCAAGAUCAUUGGCCAAGAAGACCCGCUUCCCUGUGCCCUCCGCGAAGCCAUUAACUUGACCGGGCUUUCCCACAAAGACCUAAUUCUGGCCGACACCCAGAGCCUGACUCCGGCCCACCUGUUCAAAGAAAGCCCCUCCUCACCCUCGCCUUCCGCCCUCCGUCUCGAGAUCAAGUAUCUCUCCGGUGCCAACCGCCCCAAGUCCGUCGUCCACUUUCUCGCACAAAUCUCCCCAAAUGCCCACAUUCAUCCAGGCGGCCUGGCCGGGCUGCACUUUGCUUGGCUCCCGCUCCAGCAGGCUUGCGAAAAGUGCGUCUACAAGUCGAUGCAGGAUGUUCUCCGUCAUGCGCACACCUUUAUCGAGGAGAAGCGGCCCAAAUCGACCUCGUCUCCCCCUGCUCGUGCUCCUUUGGCCUCCGCUGGCGCUGGCACCGGCCCUGCGUCUGGUGGCGCCAUGAACUCACCGACAUCGUCGCUUCCCCUCAACCUCCAACGACUGCAACUCGAGCGAUCGUCCCGUCAAGAUCGAGGUGGUGAUAGCCACAGCCCACGAAGGUCGGAGCGCUCCGUCAAUAGCCGUGAGCACGUAUUUGCCCCGAAUGGCGUGCAUCCCAAGAGAACUUCGCAGGAUGAACGCCCGACUUUGCCUCAGUCCGAGACUCGUGGUGGCAGCGGCCACGCCAAACAGCGCUCGGGAAAGGAACCAGUCCACGAGGCCGAUGCCCCGCUGUACAAGACCCGUCUCUGCGAGCGGUUUGAAAUCGAAGGCAACUGCCCAUACGGCAGCCACUGCACCUUUGCCCAUGGCACGAUCGAACUGCGCGACCGCAAGACUUUUGGUGGCGAGACGGACAAGAAGGAGGGUCCCGAGAACCCACUCUACAAAACCAAAAUGUGUGAGCGAUAUCUGAACGACAACUUUUGCCAGUAUGGCCCUCGAUGUAACUUUGCCCAUUCGUACGGAGCUCCGCGUACGACAGUCUGCGACCCCGACCGCCUCUGGCAUCAAUGGAGACCCGUCUCUCGCUCUGCCCACAGAAGGACCGCUUCGGCGAGAGCGCCACGCCACACAUGAUCGCAAACCCACCCACGACCGCAAGCCGUCGCACGGCGACUCCAAGGAUGCCGUCGAGAGAAUCCAUGAUCCUGAGCGGAAGUCGUCC
Polychytrium aggregatum is the source of this 1426-nucleotide messenger RNA. RefSeq lists its product as uncharacterized. The transcript has 7 exons. NCBI's taxonomy places the organism in Eukaryota, Fungi, Chytridiomycota, Chytridiomycetes, Polychytriales. Bases 148 to 1338 code for a protein of 396 amino acids. The record is from RefSeq and is a predicted model, not a curated record. Gene Ontology annotation, molecular function: metal ion binding; mRNA binding.